ACCAUGCAUUUCAAACCUAUGGUUUCAAAAACUGGUGUACCUAUAUCGAAGACUUGAUCCAAAAUCGAACGAAGACAACUUCAUUUGGUCUACAGUGCUGACACUGACGUCUAUCAUCACACACACACACACACACAAUUUACGUGUGAAUGAAAUUGUUAGACAAAGCAAAGGUUUAGUAAUAAAAGAAAAACACGAACCGAGUGCGGCCCAGCAAAAACAAUUUUCACAUUGUGUGUUUUCAAUAAUUCCAUUCAGACGUGAUUUAAGUUGCAAUCAAUAAAUUGAUAAAAUGAAUUGGUUUUCGGGAAAUAUUGCUGAGGCGGUUGCUUUGUCAAAGGCAAAGAAUUCAAUAUUCGUUGUUUAUUGCGAAGGCACCGAUGAACUGUCAACGGCAUUCACAGAACUAAUUAACAACGAGAUUGUACGAACAAAACUGGAAAGCGAUGACUUUGUGGCUAUUCGGGUGCAGAGUGAUAGCGAAGCAUAUAUGCAAUUUGCUGCAAUAUAUAAAUUAGUGCCGUUGCCAUCGCUAUUUUUCAUUGGCAAAAAUGGAGCGCCGAUCGAAAUAGUCACUGGAGUUACAAAAACCGUAGAUGAACUGAAUAGCAAAAUUGAUGGAGUACUCAAUGGUACGAAACCAAAACCGAGCGACAGCAGCAGUGCGGCCGCUUCGGCGAAUCUGAUUGCAAGUGAACAAUCGGCAUCGAAUGAAGGAGACACAGAGAUUGUAUGUGAGAAUGGUGUCUGUUAUAAACGUCCAAAGGAAAAUAAAACUGAAGCUGCUUCCACAGAGGAUACCUCCAGCGGUUCCACUCCACAAAUAAUAAAUGAGGAGAAAUUAAACCGCGCCAAGGAAUUAAUUGAGAGAAAACGCAAAGAAAAGGAAGAAGAAGAUGCACGCUUGGCAAAAGAGCGUGAGCUAAAUCGACGAAGAGUAGGCCAAGAUUUACAGAAUUUUAAACAGCGUCAAGAAGAAAGUGAAAUGAAAAAGUUACAAGAAGAGCGCAAACGGGAUAAAAUUGAAGAGCAAGCCGCUCGUAAAAGAAUUUUAGAACAAAUUGCACUCGACAAAGCCGAACGUGCACAGCGUUUCAGUAAUGUUCCUCCUGCACCAAAACCUGAAGCUAGCUCAAGCACAGUGUCCAAUCCAUUGCCACCAGUUGUAUCUGAUAGUGCAGUAGCUCGCAUUCAAUUCAAAAAACCCGAUGGCGAAAUUGAUGUGAAAACAUUCGGACGCGACGAACUCUUUUCAGUUGUACGAUCUUAUGUGGAAGAGAAUGUAAUUGUGGGCAGUGUGAUAAGAGGCUUUGCAUUGGCUACAACAUUUCCACGUCAUGAAUUCAGUGCGGAUGAUAAUGCAAAGAGUUUAUUCGAUUUGGGAUUGGUACCAUCGUCAGUGAUUCUUAUUUUACCAUUGGAUAAGGCGCCCAGCAGAAAAUUACCCAUCGAAACGAGCUACGGCAUCUUCUCAAUGUUGACAACCAUAUUUUGGGGUGUAGUCAGCCCAAUGUUGGCCGCCUUUUCAUAUGUCAGAAAUUGGGUGUUUACACGCAACCGAGCUGAAAGCGGCGCUGCCAAGCGGGCCAAUGAAGAGGAACUUAACCAUAAUGAACAGGCCAAAAAGCGCAUUCUUCGAUUCGAUAAUGCAAAGCAAUCAACGUCAGCUGAGGCCGCCGAUGUGAAACAACAGAGUGGACCAUACAAACGAGUAGGCGGUGCCGGUACGAAUAUUCAUCGUUUAAGUGAUACAAAAGACUCCGACGAUGAGAAUAAUACGUGGAAUGGCAAUUCAACCCAACAGCAAUAAUUGUUUUCAUUCACUCGUUUUCACACUCUGAUUUGAUUGGUUACAGCAGAGUUUCGUUCCCCUUGAAACCGAUGCAUGUAUUGGAAAUGGUUCAGUUGUUUUUUUUUUGCUAAAAUUAUUAAAAUUGUAAUCACAAGAAAAAAAAUGAAAUUACCUUAUCUAGCUUUCACACGUCUGUUUAUCAAUUCCAAUAAAAACAAAAACAAAAAUGAGAGUUAUGCAAAA
Molecule: messenger RNA, 2035 nt
Organism: Sitodiplosis mosellana (orange wheat blossom midge)
Lineage: Eukaryota; Metazoa; Arthropoda; Insecta; Diptera; Cecidomyiidae
Product: UBX domain-containing protein 4
Exons: 6
Coding region: 293-1810 (505 amino acids)
Molecular function (GO): protein binding
Source: RefSeq, a predicted model, not a curated record